This is a messenger RNA of Notothenia coriiceps (black rockcod), 2516 nucleotides long. It is a transcript of the gene tmem74, whose product is annotated as transmembrane protein 74. The record is from RefSeq and is a predicted model, not a curated record. The annotation marks the transcript as partial. The transcript has a single exon. Lineage: Eukaryota; Metazoa; Chordata; Actinopteri; Perciformes; Nototheniidae.
AGAGGAGGGUACCCGGGGGAGGGCGUCUGUAACCCGGCCCGAGGCAGCCAUGUCCGGAGUCAUUCAGCACCAAGGACGGCGCCGCGCAGGGGGGGAGCGGAGGUUAAACUCGGUCACCUCGGCGAGGGGAAAGUAAAGGUGUGUUGCGACGAGGAGUUAGAGACAUCCUUCACUUAUAUCGAUGAGAAUGUUAACCUAUGCCUGGCCAGCCCGGACACUAAAAGCGCUCACAGGCCUGUGCGUAAUGGCGAGCCUUGCUCAGAGACUUUACCGGAGUUUUCCUUCAUGUCAGAGGACGAUCUCUCCUUCGGGGAGGGCCCUGGGAGUUCUGUAGACUAUGGCUUCAUCAGUGCAGUCACGUUCUUGGUAACCGGGAUCUCCUUGGUGAUCAUCUCCUACGUCGUGCCUCGGGAUGUGGUGGUGGACCGUGACAGCGUGUCGGCGAGGGAGAUGGAGAGGCUGGAGAUGGAGAGUGCGCGGAUAGGCGCCCACCUAGAUCGGUGCGUCAUAGCGGGGCUUUGCCUGCUCACGCUGGGCGGCGUGGUUCUCUCCACGCUGCUCAUGAUCUCCAUGUGGAAGGGGGAGAUGUACAGGAGGAAGGUCAUCGCUUAUUCCAAGCGCUCAGCCAAACUGUACGGCUCCAUCAGCCUAAAGACCAGGUCCAGCCCCAGCCACUCCUCUGUGAAUUUGUCCCUGGAGGAGGAAAUAGAGGAAACUUUGGCUUAACAUGCUGCUCUGUUUAUGAACAUGUUGGGUAAAACAGGAAUUAAUGCCAUUCAUAUACAUUAUCUAGUGUAGCCUACAACUUUAUUCACACAUUUAUUUUCGUCUCAUACUGUAGUUAAACACUGUAUUGUGCAUCCACGUGGCCAACAGAAAAGCACUCAAAUGCAAAAUGGGGAAUUGCAAGGAAAACAUUAGGUGGUAUUUUGCAGAUAACGAAUGCACAUUUUUUCCAUUAAUUGUUCGGUCAACAAAAUAUCUGAAAAAUGUGAGAAAUGUCCAUUUCAGAUUUUCAAAGUCCAAGGAGAUGUCUUUAAAAUCCUUUUUUUUUUUUUAAUUAUGCCCAAAACCCAAAUAUGUUCACUUUAAUAUGAAAUCACCAUAUUUGAGAAGCUCAAAAUAAUAUUUGCUGCCAUUUUUGCCUGGAAAAGACGUUCGAUGAAUCGAUAAUUUGCAUAUAACAAUUACUUUUCUGUCUUCUAAUCGUUGCAGCUUUAUCAAAUUGUUCACAAAUGAUUUCAAAUGGCUCAAACCCCUGAAAGACACUAGGGAGAUUGCUAAUAGCUUUGUGAUCACUUUUUUUCUGUACCAGGAAUGCAAUCUCUGAGAACUUCCAUUUAUUAUUAAGGCUAUUCAUAUUUAAUGUGACUGUCUCCAACAGAGAAAUUGUACGCAGACACAUUUCAGCAGGGGAAAGUGUGUGUCUGCAGGGCCUGAGAGUGGAGGAAAGAUGUAAAGCUGUCCCUGUCCACUGUGAUGUGGGAGCAUCAGCUCAGUGGUCCACACGGUAAUAUCCAGUGACAGUACCCCUGCUACACUGCUGAGGUAAGCCAGUAUAAGCCCGGAUUUGUGCAUCUGAGCCAAUGCUCAACAUCGGUUUGAUUGCACUGUGUAAUUUCACCGCAUUGGACAGCACCUCUGCACUGUCUUCCUCCUCUCUCCUCCUCGUCACCACUUCCACACAAGACUUUCCUCCUGCAGUUCUUCAAUGCUCACCCCAACCUUUGUACACUUAUAUAUUCACACUUGUGGAAAGUGUCCUGGACGACCACGGCAAAGUGCCUGUGACAUUUCAACGAGCCUUUUCCUUACCUGCCUGCUCUCAUCCUCUCUGCUUGAGGACAGACUUAAGAACGCCUAAUCGCACAUGAAAGAGUUGCCCCACUUCCCCAAAACCUUAAGUCUUCCCCACUUCAAAGAGCUAAUUACAUUAACAAAGUGAGGUAUCAGUCUCUUUCCAAGGUUACAUUUGAUGGUAUCACGGUAAUUCACCUGCUAAAAUAUUUCUAAAAUAAAGCUUAGGAAAAGAGGUUUAUCAUGAGCAGACUGGGUAACAUUUUUUCAAUGCAACAGUGUACAGGAAAGACAGAAACAACUUCAUGUAAAACUUUCUAUGACGGCCUUGUCUAUAUUGCAUUAAAAACCUACUUGUGAUGCAUUAUAAUCUGUUUAUAGCACUUUCUAAUUACAGUUUAAAGAGGUCCUAUUAUGCUUUUCUGGUAGUGUGUUAUAUAGGUUUUUGUGCAUGUAAAUGGUCUGCAAUGGUUAUAAAUCAUAAAGUUCCCUCCAAAGGGAGUUUAUCGCACACAUUCCCCCACUGCCAGAAAAAGCCUUAUUUGGACUCCUCUAUUUACUUUCAUAACAUAUUGAUAUCACUAUGUAACACUUGCGUCUAUUCGCAAGUGUUCCAACAUCUUGUACGGGAUAGGCUAAGAGGGGGGACAUCUCUAAGCGGUUGACCAAUCACAACAGAGCCGGCAAGCUAACCAAUCAGAGCAGACUGGGCUCUGGUU